CCCGGCAGAGGGAAGGAGUUAAGGGAAGGAGGGGCAGCGCUCGGUUUUGUGCGUGCUGGUGGGGAGAGGGGAUUGGUUAUCAUGGCGGAUCGGACAGCUCCUAGAUGCCAGCUCCGUCUGGAGUGGGUUUACGGGUACAGGGGUCACCAGUGCCGCAACAACCUGUACUACACGGCAGGCAAAGAGGUGGUUUACUUCGUGGCUGGAGUCGGCGUGGUCUAUAACACCAGAGAGCACAGCCAGAAAUUCUUCCUCGGGCACAACGAUGAUAUUAUCAGCCUUGCAGUUCACCCAGAUAAAACUUUAGUAGCUACAGGGCAGGUUGGGAAGGAUCCUUACAUUUGCAUCUGGGAUUCCUACCGUGUACAGACUGUGUCUGUUCUUAAGGAUGCCCAUACACAUGGAGUUGCCUGCUUGGCUUUUGAUUCAGAUGGCCAGCAUUUAGCUUCAGUGGGACUGGAUGCCAAAAAUACAGUGUGUAUUUGGGACUGGAAGAGAGGAAAACUACUGGCAACAGCUACAGGCCAUUCAGACAGGAUAUUUGAUAUUUCCUGGGAUCAGUAUCAACCAAAUAGAAUUGUCAGCUGUGGAGUAAAACACAUAAAGUUUUGGACAUUAUGUGGAAAUGCCCUGACAGCAAAGAGAGGAAUAUUUGGUAAAACAGGAGAUCUCCAAACUAUCCUUUGUUUAGCAUGUGCAAAAGAAGAUAUCACGUACUCUGGUGCUUUAAAUGGAGACAUCUACGUCUGGAAAGGGCUAAACUUGGUCCGCACGAUUCAAGGAGCACACAGUGCUGGAAUUUUUAGUAUGUAUGCUUGUGAGGAAGGUUUUGCCACUGGAGGGAGAGAUGGUUGCAUUCGGUUAUGGGACACUGAUUUCAAACCAAUUACUAAAAUUGAUCUCAGGGAGACUGAACAAGGAUACAAAGGUUUGUCCAUCCGAAGUGUCUGCUGGAAAGCGGACAGACUUUUGGCAGGGACACAGGACAGUGAAAUAUUUGAGGUGCUAGUGAGAGAGAGAGAUAAACCCAUGCUGAUCAUGCAGGGUCAUUGUGAAGGGGAGCUCUGGGCCCUGGCAGUCCAUCCAAAGAAGCCUCUAGCAGUCACAGGCAGUGAUGAUCGAUCUGUACGAUUAUGGAGUCUUGCUGACCAUGCCUUGAUAGCCCGGUGCAAUAUGGAAGAAGCAGUGAGGAGCGUGUCUUUCAGUCCAGACGGAUCCCAGUUAGCACUUGGAAUGAAGGAUGGCUCCUUCAUUGUUCUGAGAGUACGGGACAUGACAGAGGUAGUUCAUAUUAAAGACCGAAAAGAAGUGAUCCACGAGAUGAAGUUUUCACCAGACGGCUCUUACCUGGCGGUGGGCUCUAACGACGGCCCGGUGGAUAUCUAUGCGGUUGCCCAGCGGUACAAAAAAAUAGGAGAAUGCAACAAAUCUGCUAGUUUUAUAACUCACAUUGACUGGUCUGUGGAUAGUAAAUUCUUGCAAACCAAUGAUGGUGCAGGAGAGAGACUGUUCUACAAGAUGCCAUCUGGGAAGCAUCUAACUAGCAAAGAAGAGAUAAAGGGAAUUCACUGGGCCUCAUGGACCUGUGUGAUAGGAUCUGAAGUGAAUGGAAUUUGGCCAAAAUAUACAAACAUUACAGAUGUCAACUCUGUGGAUGGAAAUUACAACAGCUCACUGCUAGUGACUGGAGAUGAUUUUGGACUGGUUAAAUUAUUCAGAUUUCCAUGCCUAAAGAAAGGAGCUAAAUUUAGAAAAUACGUUGGCCAUUCAGCACAUGUAACCAAUGUCCGUUGGUCCCAUGAUUUUCAGUGGGUUUUAAGUACAGGAGGUGCUGACCACUCUGUUUUUCAGUGGCGUUUUAUUCCAGAAGGGAUAACAAAUGGCAUCCUUGAAACCUCUCCACAAGAGGGUGGUGUUGAUUCCUACAGUGAAGAAUCUGAUUCAGAUUUAUCUGAUGUGCCAGAGUUAGAUUCUGACAUUGAGCAGGAAACUCAAAUCAACUAUGAUCGCCAGGUUUACAAAGAAGACCUACCUCAGCUGAAACAGCAAAGUAAAGAGAAAAACCAUUCUGUGCCCUUUCUUAAAAGAGAGCGAGCGCCUGAGGACAGUUUAAAGCUGCAGUUUAUACAUGGUUAUAGAGGCUAUGACUGUCGAAAUAACUUGUUCUACACACAAACUGGAGAAGUGGUGUAUCACAUUGCUGCUGUAGCUGUUGUAUAUAACAGGCAACAACACACUCAGCGGCUGUAUCUUGGUCAUGAUGAUGACAUCCUCAGCCUAAGCAUUCACCCAGUGAAAGACUAUGUUGCUACAGGACAGGUUGGAAGAGAUGCUGCUAUCCAUGUUUGGGACACACAGACACUGAAAUGUUUAUCAUUACUCAAAGGCCAGCAUCAAAGAGGAGUGUGUGCACUGGAUUUUUCAGCUGAUGGAAAGUGUUUGGCAUCUGUUGGGCUAGAUGAUAAUCAUGCCAUUGUGUUUUGGGAUUGGAAAAAAGGAGAAAAGCUAGCAACAACCAGGGGCCAUAAAGAUAAAAUAUUUGUAGUAAAGUGUAAUCCACAUCAUGUUGACAGACUAGUCACAGUUGGUAUGAAGCACAUCAAAUUUUGGCACCAAACAGGUGGAGGCUUUACAUCAAAACGAGGAACAUUUGGAACUACUGGAAAAUUAGAAACUAUGAUGAGUGUUUCAUAUGGGCGACUAGAUGAUCUUGUUUUUUCUGGUGCUGCUACUGGAGACAUUUAUAUCUGGAAGGAUGCUGUGUUGCUUAAGACAGUGAAAGCCCAUGAUGGACCUGUAUUUGCCAUGCAUGCAUUGGAUAAGGGGUUUGUAACUGGUGGAAAAGAUGGAAUUGUGGCACUUUGGGAUGAUAUGUUUGAAAGAUGUCUGAAGACAUAUGCCAUUAAAAGAGCAGCACUAUCUGCUAGUUCUAAAGGUUUACUUUUAGAAGAUAAUCCUGCUAUUCGAGCCAUCAGUCUAGGACACGGGCAUAUACUAGUGGGAACUAAAAAUGGAGAGAUACUUGAAAUUGAUAAAAGUGGUCCUAUGACUCUGCUUGUUCAGGGACAUAUGGAAGGAGAAGUCUGGGGCUUGGCAGCUCAUCCUCUCUUGCCUGUUUGUGCAACAGUGAGUGAUGAUAAAACACUACGGAUCUGGGAGCUUUCAUCCCAGCACCGCAUGCUGGCAGUGAGGAAACUCAAAAAAGGUGGACGAUGCUGUGCCUUUUCUCCUGAUGGGAAAGCCUUGGCUGUUGGGUUGAAUGAUGGGAGUUUUCUGGUGGUGAAUGCUGACACUGUUGAAGAUAUGGUCUCUUUUCACCACAGAAAGGAAAUGAUCUCAGAUAUAAAGUUUUCACGAGAAUCUGGAAAGUACCUGGCUGUGGCAUCCCAUGACAAUUUUGUUGAUAUUUACAAUGUACUUACCAGCAAAAGAGUUGGCAUUUGUAAAGGUGCAUCAAGCUACAUCACACACAUUGACUGGGACUCCAGAGGGAAGUUAUUGCAAGUCAAUUCUGGUGCCAAAGAACAACUAUUUUUUGAAGCACCAAGGGGGAAAAGACAUAUUAUAAGAAUUGCUGAGAUAGAGAAGAUUGAGUGGGACACCUGGACGUGUGUUCUUGGUCCUACCUGUGAAGGCAUUUGGCCCAUGCACAGUGAUGUCACCGUGGUAAAUGCAGCUAGUCUGACAAAAGACAGAGCAUUGUUAGCUACAGGAGAUGACUUUGGGUUUGUGAAGCUUUUCUCAUACCCAGUGAAGGGCCAGCAUGCAAAAUUCAAGAAGUACGUGGGGCACAGUGCCCAAGUGACCAACGUGCGGUGGUUGCACAAUGAUUCUGUUCUCCUGACCGUGGGAGGGGCUGAUACAGCUUUGAUGAUCUGGACCAGAGAAUUUUUGGGCAUUCAGGAGAGUAAGCUGGUUGAUAGUGAAGAAUCAGACACAGAUGCAGAAGAGGAUGGAGGUUAUGAUAGUGAUGUUGCAAGAGAAAAAGCAAUUGACUAUACCACUAAGAUCUAUGCAGUAAGCAUCCGAGAAAUGGAAGGGACAAAACCACAUCAGCAGCUGAAGGAAGUGUCAGUAGAAGAGAGGCAGGGAAUUGUCAAGGGAUCAAGGCCGCCAGUUAGCAGAGCUGCUCCUCAACCUGAAAAACUGCAAAAGAACAAUAUCAACAAAAAAAAGAAACUGGUUGAGGAGCUGGCUUUAGACCAUGUUUUUGGAUACAGAGGAUUCGAUUGCCGCAACAACCUUCAUUACCUGAAUGAUGGUGCUGACAUUAUUUUCCACACAGCUGCAGCAGGCAUAGUUCAAAAUCUUUCUACUGGUAGUCAGAGUUUCUACCUGGAGCACACUGAUGACAUUCUCUGCCUAACUGUGAAUCAACAUCCAAAGUAUAAAAAUAUCGUGGCUACCAGCCAGAUCGGUGAUAUGACAGAAUUUUCAGGUACAACUCCCACAAUUCAUGUAUGGGAUGCUAUGAGUAAGCAAACGAUUUCAAUGCUCCGUUGCUUCCAUACCAAAGGGGUCAACUAUGUGAACUUCAGUGCAACUGGGAAACUUCUGGUUUCACUGGGAGUUGAUCCAGAACAUACUAUCACAGUGUGGAGGUGGCAAGAAGGGGCUAAAGUUGCUAGCAGGGGAGGACACCUGGAGAGGAUAUUCGUUGUAGAGUUCCGCCCAGAUUCAGACACUCAGUUUGUGUCUGUUGGGGUGAAACACAUGAAGUUCUGGACGUUGGCUGGCAGUGCUUUGCUGUACAAGAAAGGAGUCAUUGGUUCCAUGGAAGAUGCCAAAAUGCAAACCAUGCUUUCUGUUGCCUUCGGAGCAAAUAACCUUACCUUUACUGGUGCCAUAAAUGGAGAUGUCUACGUCUGGAAGGAUCAUUUCCUGGUCAGACUUGUGGCAAAAGCACACACAGGGCCUGUGUUUACCAUGUACACGACUCUUCGAGAUGGACUCAUUGUCACGGGAGGGAAGGAGAGACCCACUAAAGAAGGGGGAGCUGUGAAGCUGUGGGAUCAGGAGAUGAAGCGGUGCCGGGCGUUCCAGCUGGAGACAGGCCAGCUCAUCGAGUGCGUGCGCUCCGUCUGCAGGGGAAAGGGGAAAAUUUUAGUGGGAACAAAAGAUGGAGAAAUUCUUGAAGUAGGAGAAAAAAAUGCUGCUUCAAACUUACUGAUUGACUGUCACAUGGAAGGGGAAAUCUGGGGCUUAGCAACUCACCCCUCCAAAGACAUAUUUAUCUCUGCAAGCAAUGAUGGAACAGCAAGAAUCUGGGACUUGUCUGACAAACUUUCCACCUGCUCGGUAGUUUUCUCCAGGGAAGAUAUGAGCCUAUUGCUUUUGUUCACACAGAAACUGCUGAACAAAGUGAAUCUAGGUCACCCAGCAAGAUGUGCUGCCUAUAGCCCUGAUGGGGAAAUGGUUGCCAUCGGCAUGAAGAACGGGGAAUUCGUUGUUUUACUGGUGAACAGCCUUAAGGUUUGGGGCAAAAAACGUGACAGGAAGUCUGCAAUCCAGGACAUCAGGAUCAGCCCAGAUAACAGGUUUUUGGCAGUGGGUUCACAAGAACAUACUGUAGAUUUUUAUGACCUCACUCAAGGUACAACCCUAAACCGAAUAGGCUACUGCAAAGACAUUGCAAGUUUUGUCAUACAGAUGGAUUUUUCGGCAGACAGCAGGUACAUUCAGGUAUCAACAGGUGCCUACAAGCGUCAAGUCCAUGAGGUACCACUAGGAAAGCAAAUAACGGAUCCUGUGUUGAUAGAAAAGAUCACAUGGGCCACGUGGACAAGCAUUCUUGGAGACGAAGUCAUUGGAAUUUGGCCACGAAAUGCAGAUAAAGCAGAUGUCAAUUGUGCAUGUGUGACCCAUGCUGGCCUAAAUAUAGUCACAGGAGAUGACUUUGGCCUGGUGAAACUGUUUGAUUUCCCAUGCACAGAAAAAUUUGCCAAACACAAGCGGUAUUUUGGGCACUCUGCACAUGUCACCAACAUACGCUUCUCUCACGAUGACAAGUACGUUGUCAGCACAGGAGGAGAUGACUGCAGUGUAUUUGUGUGGCGAUGUCUUUGAAAGGAGACUCUUCUUGCUGCUGUUACUGCCACCACCAAAUGACUGCUCUGGACUGGACAGCCAUGAAUGCCUCUAUCCCUUUGGCUGCUGUAACUUCCACCUGAUGCUGCAUGGAUUGCACUGUCAGACUACUCAUACAAACUGACUGAAUGUGAAUGUAAUCUUGGAGACCAAUAUCCUUGAGAAGGAAGCUGAAGUUUGAAAGCAAACACUUCUGUAACUUGGGUAGGCCAAAGUGACAAACAGUUCACUCAUGAAGCUGCUUUUGCCUAAUACUGUGUUAUUCAAACCCUGUCUGAAAGGGAAGCACACUGAGAAAACGCUGGGCCCUUUGAUUUGCCUGAUUUCCAAAUUUAUGGCUUGAACAUUUGUUCGUUAAAAGUUGGUGGGUUUUUUUUUUAACCACACGUGCUUCAAACUGAAAU
Messenger RNA from Apus apus (common swift), 6491 nucleotides. RefSeq names its product EMAP like 6 (gene EML6). NCBI's taxonomy places the organism in Eukaryota, Metazoa, Chordata, Aves, Apodiformes, Apodidae. Bases 82 to 6066 code for a protein of 1994 amino acids. Gene Ontology annotation, molecular function: microtubule binding. The transcript is spliced from 44 exons. The record is from RefSeq and is a predicted model, not a curated record.